Messenger RNA from Purpureocillium takamizusanense, 2283 nucleotides. RefSeq names its product Peptidylprolyl isomerase (gene CPR6). NCBI's taxonomy places the organism in Eukaryota, Fungi, Ascomycota, Sordariomycetes, Hypocreales, Ophiocordycipitaceae. Gene Ontology annotation, biological process: protein peptidyl-prolyl isomerization; protein folding. The coding region runs from base 878 to 1996 and encodes 372 amino acids. The transcript has 3 exons. The record is from RefSeq and is a predicted model, not a curated record. Gene Ontology annotation, molecular function: peptidyl-prolyl cis-trans isomerase activity; protein binding. Gene Ontology annotation, cellular component: intracellular membrane-bounded organelle.
CUGAGUGUAUCAUCACAGAGUGGUGAGCUGGGCUGGGUGCAGCCAUCGGGAAUGUUCGUUUGUCGACCCCACAGGCGACGCGGUUGCUUGAUUUUUGCUCUGGAAACUUCCACAACCCCACCGCGGCAAGCACGCAGCGAUCCCAUCCAUGCCCGAGAGAUAUAAUACAUAGGUAGCUCCUUCCGCACUUACAGCGCAGCACUGGAGCACGGCACAGCGGUCGUUGAACGGAAAGAGCCCCCCUCAACUCCCUGCUCCUCCGCCUGUAAAACUACUAAAACCUAAGGUAGCCCCCCUCUCAGCUGCGUCACUCAGCCAAACUAAGCAGUGGCAUCUCUUGCAUCUCCCACCCCUCCAGCUCCUCCAUUCAUCCAUCCCCUCCCAACUUCUGUUCCGCGCCCGCGCCUGCGCCCGCGACUUUCUUGUCUCUUGUCUCGCCCCCGUCCAUCGCAUCUCACGUCACGCACCACCGCAACGCCCCUCCCCUGGGGACCGACCCCUGCAUCGUCCGUCCUUGUUGUCUCUUUCCUCGCGACCCUCAACGCUCAGCCCGCCUCAGAAUUACACCCCGCAUCGAAUCGAAUCGCAGCCCCAGCUCGACAAGCCUCUCGCUUGGCCCUGCGUGCAACGGACGUCCUCGUGGGUCGACGACUGAAACGAGCAUUGGUUUGCCCGCCGUCACGUCACCGUGCGCCCUAGACACGGCCACCCGCCCGAAACCUGUCGCCGUCGACCAGGCAGGUCCCCUUCAUCACCUCGCCCGUUAGCUUCCAGCCAAAUUAUAUACCUCUGCUCGACCCCUCCGUGGUCCGUCACCGCGGUCUCAAAACUUCGACUCUCUCGAUCCGAUCCAUAAGCUCCAACAAAAACGUUCGUAAUGGCUUCCGAGACCGAUACCAAGGCCCGCCCCCGGGUCUUCUUCGACAUCUCCGUCGGUGGCAAGCCUACCGGCCGCAUCACCAUGGAGCUCUAUUCCGAUCUCGUCCCCAAGACCGUCGAGAACUUCCGCGCUCUCUGCACCGGCGAGAAGGGCCUCGGCAAGUCGGGCAAGCCCCUGCACUACAAGGGUUCCAUCUUUCAUCGAGUCAUCAAGCAGUUCAUGAUUCAGGGUGGUGACUUUACCGCUGGCGAUGGCACUGGCGGCGAGUCCAUCUACGGCGCCAAGUUUGAGGACGAGGCGUUCCCCCUCAAGCACGAAAAGCCCUUCCUCCUCUCCAUGGCCAAUGCCGGUCCCGACACGAAUGGCUCGCAGUUUUUCAUCACAACGGUCCCGACGCCCCACCUCGACGGUAAGCAUGUUGUCUUUGGCGAAGUCCUCAACGGAAAAUCCGUUGUGCGCCAGAUCGAGAACCUCCAGACCCUGUCCGGCGACAAGCCCACCAAGGAUGCCGUCAUUGCCGACUGCGGCGAGCUCACGGGGGAUGCCGCCCUCGCCGCCGACAUCAAGCAGCCCGAUGCCAUGGGCGACCCGUACGAGGACUUCCCCGACGACGUCAACGAGAAGCUCGACGCCAACAAGAUCCUCAAGAUCGCCACCGACUGCAAGGACUAUGGCAACAAGGCCUUCAAGGCGGGCAACUUCAGCCUGGGGCUGACCAAGUACGAGAAGGGCCUGCGCUACCUCAACGAGGACCCUGACCUGGACGAUGAGCCGCCCACCACCAAGCAGAGCCUCGACGCCGUUCGAUUCUCGCUCAACAGCAACUCGGCCCUCCUCAGCAUCAAGCUGGAGUCGUGGGACGAUGCCGUCAGGUUCGGGACCUCGGCCCUCGCCGUCGCCAGCACCGCCGACGCGGACCGCGCCAAGGCGUACUACCGCCGCGGCUUCGCCUACGUGCGCAUCAAGGACGAGGAGGCCGCCAUCAAGGACCUCGAGGAGGCGCUUCGCCUGGCCCCCGGCGACGCCCUCGUCUCCAACGAGCUGGCGGCGGUUAGGGCCAAGGCGGCGGCCCGGGCAGCCAAGGAGAAGGCCGCGUAUAAGAAGUUCUUUUCGUAGAGCCGUCGAGAAGCAUCUCUGGUUAUUAUUUUUGUCCCUGUGUCCCCAACUCUUCUCCUGCUUUGACAUGUCAUUGGUAGCAUAGCGCGGACCGGGGUCGUGGAGCGAAGGGGCCUGCAUCUUGGGGAUGGAAAAUACUGGGGUGAUACGAUAAAGAAUAAAAAUAAACACGAGAAAUUACACCACAAAACGCCAAAAGACGAAAUAGGGAGAGACAUGAUUUGUUGUUCGUUGAUGUUCUCACCAUCAAAGUUGUUGACAGAUUUGUGACGCAGAUUUCAUGGGAG